CCAACUUCAGGGUUGUGUUGGCACAGUUUUGUAGCAAGACGCGCAGACUACCCUGGUGAGACCGAACUGAUAUUUGCAAUAUCAAUAAAAUGAGUCACAAUAAUUUACUACAGAGCUACACAUGGGACGCUCCGUACGACGAUCCUCAACAACAGUUUCCGCGUCAGGUUCAAGAUGAAGUUAUCAGCGUUUACGAAGUGUACGUUAAGGAGGAAACCGUCGGCCCUGAUGGGCGUAGUGAUAUUUCGAUGAUGCCAGGCGAACCAGGAUCCAGCAAUCAACUCAUGCAAGGAGAUUGUUUGGACCUCGAUGCAGCGAUCGGAUCCGAGGUGAUAAACGUUGACGGAUCGAUAACGAAACUGCUGGCAAAAGACACGAUAAAAUACAAGAUUUUGGAGCAAAACGCUACUGAGGAUAACAACGUCGUGAUGUAUUCUCACCCGAUGAACGAGGUCCCAUCCGCUCCGCGGCUCGUCGACAAGGACGACCCUCGAUCGAGAUUACAUUUUGUCAAGUAUCUCAAGAGAGACGGGAAAACCCUAAAAAUCUGGGAAUGUGGAAUCUGCUCCAAAGAAUUUCGGCACCAGUACACCUUGAUGCGACACUUGCCGACUCACACGGACGAGCGAAAUUUUAAGUGCGAAGCUUGCGGCAAAGCGUUUAGGCAAUUAUCCACCCUGAGUCAACACCGUGCGAUUCACAGCGAUGCCCGUCCCUACGUUUGCGAGUUUUGCAAAAAGACGUUCAACAGAGUAUCCACCUUGAUUUCCCACCGCAAGACUCACUCCGAACAUAAACCCCAUAAAUGUCAUUUGUGUGGAAAGGGUUUUCACCAAAAAGGAAACUUGCGAAACCACGUUUUCACGCACACAAACGAGCGACCGUACAAAUGCGAGAUUUGCGGCAAGGGUUUCAAUCAGAUGUCGAACCUGAUGUGCCACAAAGUAAAGGCUCACGCCCACGCGGAAAAAAUGCCGUACGUAUGCGGCAUAUGCGGCAAACAAUUCCCCCGUCGAUUUUCACUAAGAUCCCACGAGGAGUACAAGCACGGGAUAAAAUAUCGCCAGCAGAACGCUCCCGCUGUCCUACAGGACGAUGGAUUACACUCGGGCAGCCUGAUUGUAGAUAAAAUUGAUACGAAGGCGAUGGAGAACGCUAUCUCAGAAGGGCAAACGCCGUUUGCUCUCUUCAAACCAGCCAAAGGAAUUCCGGUCCUCGUUAAAGUCGGGAGUGCCGCUAAUUGCAAACAAAUGCUGACACCGGCUACUGCUGAGGACUUGCGUAUGGCUGGAAAAAUGACCCUCAGCCCCACUUUAGCUGAACUCGACGGUAUCAAAGCCGUGCAAAUCAAAGUACCUGUCGUCGCCACCGUUACCCAACACAUCGGGCCCGACGGCAGCUCCAGCUUCAUCGUCGAGCCACCGGGACCCGGUCAGGAGCAAGAGAGUCUGAUCGAGCCAAUCGAGUCCGAAUUCUCAUGCAUAGACCAGCGCGAGGUGCAGCGAAGCGAGGGCGUGGAUAAAAAUUCGCAAGAAGAUUGCAACGAUUUGCUGGAAUUGGCAGCUCAGGGUGGAAUUCAAUUUGUGCGAGCGACGGAAGACGGACGUUACGAGGUGAUGACGAACAGCGAGGCGCGUGAUCUGAUGGCUCAGAAUUCCCACGACGUGACGAUACUCGACGGCGAAGAGGCCGAGGCGUUAUCGGUCGUGAACAUGCGCGGCUGCAGCGCGAACAACCAGGGCAUGGAAGUCGAGGAUACGAGCGGCCAGAUAACCGUCCUAAACGCCGGAGGCGGGUCGGGACGUCCUCUAAAAAGCGUCCCGAUGGAGGGGAUCGAGAUCCUCGAUGAAAAGGACAUCGAUAUCGUGGGCGGUAAGAGUCUGCAUCAGCUGGAGCCGGUCCGACCGACGAACGGAACGAUCGUAACGUCGACGGUGUUCGAUCAGGAGAAAAUUUACGACUACAAUAAAGAUUUCUGUAGUCCCAUUAACGGCCUCUCGGUUCAGCCGAUUCUGGCUCUGCAGGACGACGCCCUGCAGACUGCAAUGAACAAGACGGUUGGCCGAGAUCUACAGACGGAUUCAAUGAACCCAUUGAUUCAGAGAAGCACGUCGAUCCUCAGCAACAGCUUCACGAGCUUUAAACAGUCGAACAACUCCACAAGCGACCACAGCAUCGCCGCCAUUCUCUCGUCCAACGAUCAUGCGAUCCCUAAAAGCCAGCUCAUGGAUGUCGCCUUGAAAGCACCGCGGUUCCCCGACUUUGAGAACGGUAAUGAUUUGCUUCUCAAUACGGCGGCGAUUAUUAAACCAGAAGUGAAGAUACUGGGCCCAAAGAAUCACGGCAAGACGACUGCGCUCGGUCAGGAGAAGAUUGUCCAGUUCGGUAAAUCCGGGACUAAUGAGGCGGUCAAGGUUCUUGGACACGGGGAUGCUUACAAGGAUUUCAACAUGCUCGGCAGCUACAGCUAUGAUCAGUAUCCGGGUUCGCAGUAUACCUCUGUUUUGGCUCCCGAUCAACGAUUACAGAAAAAGGAAGUGAAGAUACUUGGGCGGAAAAACGAACCUUCGUUAAACCAUAUGACGACAACAAGCGGUUUUGAGGUGAGCAAAUGCCACGGGCAGGAGAGUGAGAUUCAGGAAAAUUUGCCAAAUCCUGAAACGAGAGUCGAUUCUAAUGCCGAAUCAGACAACGAGACUUACCUUUCUUUGCUAAGAAUCAACACGUGGUUGAGAAAAUCUUGUUAACACUUGGCGACGCGUUAGUACCUGACAAGACUUAGCAAAUACCUACGUAUACAUUAAUUAAAAUAUACCAAUGAAUUAGCGAUACUGCGUAACGCAAUCGCAUAAAUACAUAUAUACACACGAACACAUAGGCAUGAAUAAAAAUGAAAAUUGAUGGUUAAAGGUGAGAUCGAGUACCGAAACGGACCAAAGGUUCGUGCCGGAAACGAUCGUGAUCGAAGAUUCCCCGCAGAGUACGAAUAACAAGUCCACGGACUUUGUUCAAGUAAAAAGUCUCACAAUUAGUUAAAGAAGGCUAAAAGAAAAAAAAUUGUUUCUCAAGCCAAUAUUUUCCGUCCCUGAAACUUAGCUGCAGGCGAUUCGCAGAACCGGUGGCAGAGAUGACCAGAUCGAAAUUAAUAUGAUAGAGAGUCCCAGCGAGACGCAGGCGAACGCCUUGAGCGAUGAUGUUGGUCAUCGGCUUUUGGAACUCGGCGAUGUCGAUAGAGAUGGUGCUAAAUUUAAGGAGGUCACUUCGAUAUCCGAGUCAGAUUUGGAACUGAUAGAAAACUGCCGAGUCAUCAGCUACGACAAUCUUCCGGAUUUGGAUUGGUAUCGAGUAGCACAUUUUUAGUAGUUUUUCAUUUAUUCUUAAUUUCGUUAAAGUUUAGCUGAUCAAUUUUGUCAAUAUAAAUAAUAAGAUGUUGUAAUACGUUAUCUAUAAUGCUCUGCGGGAAACGUACGUUCGCUGCCGCCAACCACUCGUGCACACGUAUAUCCUAAGUCAAAUUUUAAAUUAUAUAUUGAUAAAAAUGAAAAUACGUAUAUGAUGUAUGCACGAAUGAAUUUAGACUAAUAAUUACACAUUUUCUAUGAUGGUAUUCUCGAUGAAAUUGCAUAAUUCUACUUGCACAUAAUGAUAACUAUUAUUACCGUAUUGAUCAGAGUAUUUUCCUUACUGACCCGCGCAUAAGAUGGGUCUGCGUAUAAGACGUGGACAGUUUUUAGCUGUUAAC
Neodiprion fabricii is the source of this 3742-nucleotide messenger RNA. RefSeq lists its product as uncharacterized. The record is from RefSeq and is a predicted model, not a curated record. The coding region runs from base 90 to 2747 and encodes 885 amino acids. Gene Ontology annotation, cellular component: nucleus. The transcript is spliced from 11 exons. Lineage: Eukaryota; Metazoa; Arthropoda; Insecta; Hymenoptera; Diprionidae.